AUGGGUUCUUUAGCUGCUACAGUCGGGAAUGGAGAAACCAACGAAUCAUCCCUUCAACACCCUGCAACUCAUGGCAGCCAUACCGCCAACGGCCAUACAGCCAACGGUCACAUAACCAAUGGCCAUACCCUCAAUGGCCAUUCCAUAAACGGCCACACUGCAGACGAUAACGGUACUAUUAAUGGCUCGCUAAACGGGCUCGGCUACCCGAGUCAAACUCUUAUGGCCAUCUGUGGCAUGGCUUGCCGCCUUCCAGGAGGAAUAGCAUCGGCUGAGGAGUUAUGGGAAUUCCUUUUGGCAAAAAAGAAUGCCCGGACUCGUGUGCCUGAAUCCCGCUACAACGUCUCCGCCUUCCACUCCGCCGUUUCCAAGCCAGGAACGGUGGCUACAGAAUACGGGCAUUUUCUUGACGAUAGCGUCGACCUUGGGGCGCUGGACACAUCUGUCUUCCCCUUGAAUCGAACUGAGCUAGAAAGAUCGGACCCGCAACAGCGGCUGAUGUUGGAGGUUGCCAGAGAGGCCUUUGAAGAUGCCGGGGUGACCGACUGGAGGGGGAAGACGGUGGGAUGCUACAUUGGAAACUAUGGAGAGGACUGGUCUGAGAUGUUCGCCAAGGAACCGCAGCAAUACGGCUUGCAUCGCAUCACUGGUACUGGGGACUUUGUCAUCGCGAAUCGGCUAUCAUAUGAAUUUGAUAUCAGGGGACCCAGCGUCACAAUUCGUACGGCUUGUUCUUCUGCCCUCAUCGGCAUCAACGAGGCCUGCGCGGCCAUCGCCCGUGGAGAUUGCGAAGCUGCCAUCGUGGGCGGCCUUAAUCUGAUCCUGGCGCCGGCCAUGACCAUUUCUGAAACAGAGCAAGGCGUUUUAUCCAAGGAUGGCUCGUGCAAGACCUUUUCUGCAGAUGCUAACGGCUAUGCCCGGGGAGAAGCCGUUACUGCUGUCUUCAUUAAACCAUUGACCGACGCAAUUCGUGACGGCAACCCGGUCCGGGCUGUCAUCCGGGCCGUAACGAAUAACUCGGACGGCAAGACGCCCGGGAUAUCACAUCCAAGCACUAGCUCGCAGGAAACCCUCAUGAGAAGAGCGUACGCCAUGGCAGGAAUCACCGACUUUGGGGAAACAGCUAUGGUUGAGUGCCACGGCACCGGCACGCCCAUCGGCGAUCCUAUUGAGGCCAAUGCCGUGGCUCGUGUUUUCGGGGAGCGGGGAGUUUAUAUUGGUUCCGUCAAGCCAAAUCUAGGCCAUACAGAAGGCGCCUCGGGUCUCGUGUCCCUGAUCAAGAUGGUUAAAGCCCUUGAGCACCGCACAAUACCACCCCAGAUCCGGUUCACAGCUCCCAAUCCCAACAUCCUCUUUAAAGAGGGCAAACUCACGGUUCCCCUGGAGCCAACUCCCUGGCCUCAAGAUCGCCUCGAGCGUGUAAGUCUGAACUCCUUCGGCGUGGGUGGCUCCAACGCCCACAUAAUCCUCGAGUCUGCCGUCAUGCACAACGCCGCAACCGUCAUUCACGCCACGCCGGAAGAACCUCAGCUCCUUUUAUACACGGCCAGUUCUGCCAAGUCCCUCGCCAGGAUGAUUGACAACUACCGGCACUGGGUUGAGAGGAACCCCUCCAAGGUCGCCGACCUGGCCUACACUCUGGCUAGGAAGCGAGAUCAUGGGCCGCACAGGGCCUUCGCUAUUGCCAACGGCGGCGCAAUUGAAACCGUCUCGCCGCCCGCAAGCAUCAAGCCCGGCACGAAGCCGCCUAAUAUUGUCAUGGUCUUUACAGGUCAGGGAGCGCAGUGGCCCCAAAUGGGUCGACAGCUAUGGCAGUCCAACGAGACCUUCAAGGCCAGCAUUCAGCACCUGGAUCAGUGUCUCCAAGCCGUUUCUGGAGAAAGGCCACACUACUCAAUCCAGGAGGAGCUCAAGAAGCCGGCCAAGAAGAGCCGCGUAUCUUCGGCCGAGAUCUCCCAGCCCCUGUGCACGGCAAUUCAGAUCGCCUUGGUCGACUGCCUGAAGGCCCUGGGCAUCGUGCCGAGUGCCGUUGUCGGCCAUUCUAGCGGCGAGAUUGCGGCCGCCUACGCCUCGGGGGCGCUCACAGCGAGUGAAGCCAUCAUGGCAGCCCAUCACCGUGGCGCCGUGACGAAUAGGCAGAGGAGAAAAGGGUCCAUGGCGGCCAUUGGAAUGAGUUGGCGAGAUACGGAGAAGCACCUCGUGCCCAACGUCGUCAUCGCCUGUGACAACUCUCCCAAAAGUGUGACAAUUUCAGGUGACACAGAUAAGGUCAAGGCUGUGGUGGCUGAUAUUCAAAUGACACGUCCAGAAGUGUUGGCUCGGCUUCUUCAGGUAGACAAAGCAUACCACUCGCAUCACAUGGCCGAGAUUGGAGACGACUACGCUUCGUUGAUUAGCGGCCAAGUGAAUGGAAAGGGUCCUUCGAAUGCCUUCUUCUUCUCUAGUGUGACAGGAAAGCUGCUGGAUGGAGAGCACAAUCUCGGGUCGGCAUAUUGGCGGACAAACCUCGAAUCCCCCGUCCGGUUCCGUGAGGCCGUCACAAACCUCCUGAAUCACGAGGUUGGCAAGCAUGCCGUCUUUAUCGAGAUUGGCCCUCACUCAGCCCUCGCGGGACCUCUGAGACAAAUAUUCACUGAGACCUCUUCACCUUGUCCUUACUUGUCAGUCAUAAUCCGCAACCAGGAUUGUCUUGGAUCCUAUCUGGCUGCCGUCGGCAAACUCCAUUCACUCAAUGUAAACAUCAACCUCGACGUCUUGUUCCCCACGGGUUCUUGUCUACCAGAUCUCCCAAGGUACCCGUGGAACCACGAGAACACCUGCUGGUACGAGUCCCGUCUGUCCAAAGAUUGGCGCUUCCGAAAAUUCCCCUAUCAUGAUCUCCUUGGCCUUCGAGUCGUCGAGAGCACCGAGCUCGAGCCGGCCUGGCGCAACCUGUUUCACCUAUCCAACACGCCUUGGGUCCACGACCACAAGAUCGGGGACGAUAUCGUUUUCCCCUUUGCCGGCUACAUUGCCAUGGCUGGCGAGGCGGUGAGGCAGACGACGGGCAUCAACGACGGGUUCAGCAUUCAAAAUGUACUUGUCAGCACAGCACUGGUACUCCCUAAGGGCAAGCCCACGGAGAUGAUAACCACGUUCCGGCCAAAGAGCCUCACAACGGCCCUGAACAGCUCCUGGUGGGAAUUCACGAUGGCCUCGUACAACGGUGACAUCUGGACAAAACACUGCACGGGCGAAGUCAUGGCGCUCACGUCUGACCCAAGACCGGGACAGGAUCCCGAACCCCUUCCUCGCAAGGUGAACACGGCCAAGUGGUACAGCAACAUGAGCAAGGGCGGUCUUGACCUUGGCCCUUGUUUCCAAACACUUGCCACCAUUGAGACUUCAACGCGUCCAGAGGACAACCGGGCCAUUGGAAAUGUUGUCAACGGCAGGCAGGGCGAUGAGGCCAACUACCACAUCCAUCCCACCGUUCUCGACGCGACCAUCCAGAUCCUAGGUGCCGCCGCCACCAAUGGCCAGAUGCGAAAGACCAAGACUUGGCUUCCUACCAGCAUGGACAGGCUCAGCGUCUACCGUUGCUCGUCGGACAUGGUCACCAGUGUUAGUGCGAGGCUGUCAAGCAACCAUUCCGUAGUGGGAGGAGGCCGUUGCACGGCGGGCGGCGUCGUCGUCGUCGAGGCUGAGAAUAUCAAAAUGUCACUUGCGGCCGACUCCAUUUCAAACCAGGUCCCCGACACACACGCGGCCGCAAGGUACGAGUGGAGCGCCGAUAUUGACUUUAUGAAUGUUGGCGAGCUCCUCAUCGCACCAGCAGGCCGCUCUGAAUACUUGCAUCUCCUCGAGGAGCUCGGGCAACUCUGCUUGCUUUCCUCGAAGCGCCGGCUUUACUCGACGUCUAAACCGGUGGUCCUCGCUCCUCAUAUGCUCAAGUAUACGUCCUGGAUCACGUCCGCUUCCAAGGUGGUCGUCGUCAACCUAGCGUCUGUCGUGAGCAAUCUGGACAACGAGAACAUCUCGGCCCGCAUCCACGCUCUCUCAAACCGUCUUGCUGACACUCCAAUGUCGCCCGUCUCUAAUGCCAUCCGCGAGAUCUGGACGAAUAUGGAUCUGUUGCUUUCAGGACAGACACUCGAAGAUAUUCUCCCGGAGGAGACACUACCUAGUGUCUUGAAGUUCGUGCACAAAUCCAUUGACUAUGGCCCACUUAUUCAGCAUCUAGCACACUCCAAACCCAACUUGCGCAUCCUCGAGAUUGGCGGCGACAGAAGCUCAUCGGCAGCCAGUGGCAUUGCCGAGGACCUCACACGCCCCGAUGGCCAAGUGCUCUGCUCCCAGUAUACCUUGAGCUCGCCAGGCUUUGUCUCCAGCAAGGACCAGCCGAUGCUGCUCCCCAAUAUGGAAUACACCACUCUGGAUAUCGGCCAAGAUCCCGCGCAUCAGGGCUUCGAGGGACACCAAUACGACCUCAUCAUCGCGUCCAACGUCAUUGGGGCCACCAGGGACCCGCAGCAGAGCCUGGGCAACAUUAAGAGACUCCUGAGUCCCAACGGCCGACUGCUUAUACAGGAGACUUGCCCGUCGUCCAAAUGGGCCACCUAUGUUCUCGGAGUCCUCCCGACGUGGUGGCAAGGCACCGCUGACGGGUCUGACGAAGCAGCCGUGCUCAGUCCCGAAGUAUGGCAGUCGAAGCUUGCGGCGGCAGGGCUCGGCAGCAUCGAAGCCACGGUUCUGGAUGCCGAACAGCCUCACCAACUCACUGCGACCAUAGUAGCAAGACAUGACUUGCCCCGGGAGACUGCCCCUAGACGAGUCACUGUUCUUGUCGAUGACGAGAAUGGAGCUGCCACUCGGCGGAUGCUCAGCCGACUAGAAGAUGACGGUUACGCCGUGACAAGUUGCAGGUUGGAUGGCUCUCCGCCAGUCGGACAGGAUGUCCUCUCCUGCCUGGACCUAGACAAACCCUUCUUUGAGAAUCUCAGCGAGCCCCGCUAUCAGCUCCUCAAAGACUUCCUCCUCGCCCUCGGCGGCGCCGGCGUUCUCUGGAUCACGGCUCUCAGCCAGCGGGGAUGCCGUGAUCCCCGGUACGCCCAAGUCUUGGGUCUCGCUCGAUGUGUCCGCUCCGAGAUGAUUGCCGACUUUGCCACGUGCGAGGUGGACAGCUUCGACAAUGCCCAGUCAAUGGACAUGAUCCCCCGGGUCCUGGCCAAAUUCGAGAAUCGCGACGACGACGCCGACGACGCCGUCAAGUCCGACUUUGAAUGGGCCAUUAUCGACGGCCAGGUCCAGGUUGGGCGCUUCCAUAAAUUCGCGCUGCGUGACGAACUCCUGGUGUCGGAGCCCGCUGGAAAGGCUUCCCUUGACAUCGGGACGCCUGGCCUGGUCAACAGUCUGCGUUGGGUGCAACAGCCGCGCGAGGCCGAGCUGAAGCCGGGCGAUGUAGAGGUCCAGGUGCACUCUGUAGGCUUGAACUUUCGGGACAUCCUCGUGGCCCUUGGCAUCGUGGAACUUCCAGUGCGCCAGUUUGGAUUCGAAGCAGCAGGCAUCAUUACACGGGUCGGAAAGGACGUGGACCCCAACCAGCUCAAGGUCGGCGAUCGCAUCUGCUGCUUAAAGAAGCAGGCCUUUGGGACUUAUAUUGUCACUCCGGACUAUAGUUGUACUCAUGUCCCCGACAACAUCACCUUUGAUGAGGCCGCGUGCAUGAUCAUGCCAUAUAUUACGGCUAUCCACGGCUUGUUCGCUACUGCACGUCUUUCCAGGGGUCAGACCGUCUUGAUUCACAGCGCAUGUGGUGGCGUUGGUCUGGCCGCUGUGCAGAUUUCCCAGAUGGUCGGCGCUGAAGUGUACUGUUCCGUCGGCAGAGAAGACAAGGUCGAGUUCCUGAUGAACAACUUCAACAUCCCCCGGAAUCGCAUUUUCUACUCCCGUGACAAGUCCUUUGUUGGUGACGUUAUGCGGGAGACUGGUGGCCAAGGCAUGGACGUCAUCCUCAACUCCCUUUCCGGCGAGCUCUUGCACGCAACGUGGACAUGCGUCGCCGAGUUCGGUACCUUGGUUGAGAUUGGAAAGCGAGAUCUGAUCGGCCGUGGGAAACUCGACAUGGAGCCCUUUUUGAAGAACCGCAGCUACUGCUGUAUUGACAUUGACCGCGUCUGGUCGAAGCCGUGGAUUCUGAGAAAACACAUGCUGGACGCCUUCGACUGGUGUGCCAAGGGUCUUGUCACCCCCGUUCGACCCGUCAAAUCUUUCCCAGCCAGUCAAACACAGGACGCGUUCCGGUACAUGCAAAAGGGGUUUCACAUUGGACGAAUUGGCAUUUCCAUCUCUCACAACCCAGAACACCCGGAUACCCAGUUUGAGACUGUCAAGAUGGCCCGACCCAUCACAUUUGACGGAUCUGGUUCCUACCUUCUUGUCGGGGGUCUCGGGGGUCUCGGCCGCGCCAUUUCCGUCUGGAUGGCCGAGCACGGCGCCCGCGAAUUGAUUUAUCUAUCACGAAGCGCUGGAGGGGACACCAAGCACGACCUCUUCGUGGCCGAGCUCAAGAGUAUGGGCUGCAACGUCAAGCUCAUCCAGGGAGACGUGACCAAGCUCGAGGACGUCGAGAAGGCUGUCAAGGCGGCCACACAUGCCCUUCGAGGCAUCAUCCAGAUGUCCAUGGUGCUCUAUGACCAAAACUUUACCAAAAUGACCUUUGAGGAGUGGACGGGUGCGACAGCCCCCAAGGUCGAGGGCACAUGGAACCUACACCGUGCCUCCCUGUCCGCUGGUACAGACUUGGACUUUUUUGUCCUCUUCAGCUCCGUUUCGGGAAUCAUCGGCCAGUCAGGCCAGGCCAACUAUGCCAGCGCCAACACCUUUCUUGAUGCGUUUGCCCAGUACCGCAAGGGCUUGGGCUUGGCAGCCUCGGUCGUCGACGUCGGAGCCGUCGAAGACAUUGGAGUCAUUACCGAGCGCCAAGGAUUAAUGAGCACCAUGAAAGCAACCGGCUUCAAGGGCGUCACAGAGCAGGAACUCUUGGACGCCAUGGUCUUGGCAAUGUUUGCCCAUGCUCGGCCGACGGGGCAAGGAAAUAGUCCAGGCUUCCACUCGGCCUUUGUCGAGGCCAACACGUUUGUCCUUGGCCUGGACUCGUCGAUACCGCUGAGUAGUCCCAACAACCGCUCCGUGUGGAAAAGAGACCGUCGCAUGGCGGUGUACCACAACGCCGCUGCCGCUGGUGCUGAAGCCGCCGCGUCCAACGAUGGUCUCAAAUCGUUCCUGGCUGGUGCCAGGGCCGACCCUUCUGUCCUCAGCUCGCCGGAGACAGCUAACCUGUUCGCCGUUGAGAUUGGCAAGAAACUGUUUCACCUGCUGCUCAAGCCACAGGAGGACCUCAACAUAGCCUUGCCCUUGGUCGACCUGGGUCUCGACUCGCUUGUGGCACUCGAGCUCAAGGCCUGGUGGAAGCAGGUCUUCUCCUUUGACAUCAGUGUGCUGGAGAUGCUUGCGAUGGGAUCCCUUGCGGCGCUUGGGAAACAUGCCGCCGACCAGAUGAUCAAGAUUACCGCCAUUGAUAAGGACGCGUCCUGA
Molecule: messenger RNA, 7575 nt
Organism: Metarhizium brunneum ARSEF 3297
Lineage: Eukaryota; Fungi; Ascomycota; Sordariomycetes; Hypocreales; Clavicipitaceae
Product: Highly reducing polyketide synthase gloL
Biological process (GO): secondary metabolite biosynthetic process; fatty acid biosynthetic process
Molecular function (GO): oxidoreductase activity; fatty acid synthase activity; phosphopantetheine binding
Source: RefSeq, a predicted model, not a curated record